Molecule: messenger RNA, 1241 nt
Organism: Drosophila sulfurigaster albostrigata
Lineage: Eukaryota; Metazoa; Arthropoda; Insecta; Diptera; Drosophilidae
Product: mitogen-activated protein kinase kinase kinase 7-like
Exons: 6
Coding region: 1-1032 (343 amino acids)
Biological process (GO): JNK cascade; positive regulation of canonical NF-kappaB signal transduction; protein phosphorylation
Molecular function (GO): ATP binding; magnesium ion binding; MAP kinase kinase kinase activity
Source: RefSeq, a predicted model, not a curated record
AUGAAAAAAACGUACGUUCGUUUUAUGCAAAUAAUAAAAAAGUGCUUAAAUCUAAAACCAGAAAAUAGACCAACUAUGAAACGAAUUGUGUCUUUUCUCGGAUGCGAUUAUAGGCUUUGCAUUAAUGUGGACCAUGCUGAUUUGGGAUUAAAGGAUUUGGUAUUUACUGGCUGUGCCUGUAGUACGUUUUGCACAGCAUUGUGGAGACGUUCUGAAUCUAAUGGUUUAGUAAAACAUGAUGAUAUAACUGAUUUAUUAACGACAAAGGUGUCACUAAAAGAAAUUAACUGCAAUAAGAAACUGAAAUGGGAAAUUCUGAGAGAAGUCCCCAAGCUUUUAGGUCUAGCUCAUGAGAAUAUCGCCACAUUAUACGGAGUUUCUUUAAAUUAUUCGAAUAAAAUUUGCAUGGUUGUCGAGCAUGCAGAAUGUGGAACACUGCAUUUGCUGCAUUGUUGUAAGUCUAUAAGUAUCUCAUUCCGGGAGAAGCUGAAUUGGAUGCAGCAAUGUGCGAAGGGUUUGGAGUACUUGCAUGGAAAUAACAUAAUCCAUCGGGGUCUUACAACUCAAAGCUUGUUACUUUUCGAUGAUUGUCGUAUAUUAAAAGUGGGUGAUUUCGGAAAAGUGAAUGAAGUUGAAGAAAUUAGAACUGAUUUCAUGUUUUGCUAUUUGGCUCCAGAAGUUUGCAUGGAGGAAAAUGACUUUACAGAAAAGACGGAUGUUUUUAGCUUUAGCAUUAUUUUUUGGGAAGUAAUCAAUCGAAAAAAGCCAUUUUCCGACUGUGAUGUGGGUGUUGUCAGUAAAUGUAUAAAAGAAGGUGUUCGACCGAUUAUUCAUAAAAUGACCCGCAAAGAUUAUAACGAUAUAGUAUCAAUAAUGAAAUGUUGUUGGGCCCAUUCUCCAACAGAUCGUCCAACGAUGAGUGAAGUGUCUUGUAAUUUAAAUGAUGUAACUGAGCGCUAUAUCAGUCGUUCAAGUUGCUACAAGAAUACUAAAAUUACACACAAUGCGAAGUUUAAUUGCUUAGUCCAGUGAGCAAAGGGUAUUGAAGACUUGAAUUUUGUUGCCGCCAAAACUAGUUUAUAAUUUAAAAAUAUUUAAUUAAAGUUUCAAAUGUUAAAUGUUGAAUAACAUCGUUAGCGACUGUAAUGUAGCAGAAGUAUUUCUUUAUUUUAUGUUAACCAACUCUAUGAAAGUAAAGGCAAUUUAAGAGCAAGAAGUUUUUAAAUCUCUCUCGCUCCCGC